Messenger RNA from Lytechinus variegatus (green sea urchin), 2944 nucleotides. RefSeq names its product H/ACA ribonucleoprotein complex subunit GAR1-like. Gene Ontology annotation, biological process: RNA 5'-cap (guanine-N7)-methylation. NCBI's taxonomy places the organism in Eukaryota, Metazoa, Echinodermata, Echinoidea, Temnopleuroida, Toxopneustidae. The transcript has 4 exons. Gene Ontology annotation, molecular function: RNA binding. The record is from RefSeq and is a predicted model, not a curated record. Bases 16 to 783 code for a protein of 255 amino acids.
AUAGUAAAUUGUCAGAUGAUCUAUGAGGGGUCCGUUUCAGAAAGAGAUUUUCGUAUACGGUGCCGGAUCCCGUCAGUCUCUUUUGUGAUCCAAAAUUGGCAACAAACGUGUGUGGCGACGGACUCGACUGGCGUGAGAAAUAAACUUGUGAUCAUCAAGAUGACUGAAGGAGAGACCACUACAGAGACCCCGACCUCGGGAGCAGAGCCAGUUGAUGAGGAGGUUCUGACAAGAUUUGAGGAGAUGUUUGCCUCUAGAUUCACAGAUGCAGAUGAAAUGUUCCAAGAAUACAUGAAUACAAACAAAGAAGAACGAGUUCCACCUAUCUUAAACCAUUACCAAGUCAUGAAGCCCAGAAAUCAAAGAGGAUUCGGUCGUGGCGGCUACAACAACAGGCGAGGAAUGAAACGUCCAUAUGAUGGUCGCGAUGAAUGGUACGGUAACGACGGCAGAGGGAGAUGGCAUCAAGAGAACUACAACAGACAAGGUGGUGGAUGGGGCGGUGGUUACAACAGAGGAGGCUACGGUGGAGGAGGGUACGGUAACCAAGGAGGUUACGGAUAUAACCAAGGGUAUGGAAACCAGAGGUAUGGUAGGGGAGGGUAUGGUGGUGGUGGUGGAGGAGGUGGAUAUGGGGGAAGGGGAGGAUAUGGAGGCGGCUACGGCGGCGGAAGGGGUGGAUACCAAGGUGGUUAUCAGCAACAGGACAGAUCAUGGGGUGGCAACCGUGGUGGAAGGUUCCAAAGAGGAGGUGGACAACAGAGGAAGUGGGAAGAUUAUUGAUUUUUAAUGUAGGAAUCCUUUGUCAUUUUUCCCCCUUUUUCGGGGGGGGGGGGGGGGGGGUCUGAGGAAUAGUUGGCUUGUGAUUGUACAUGUAUAAUAAAACCGAAAAUAGAACCGUAAUGGUGGUCAUAUAAUGGCCUAACACUGAGCAUGUCACCAAGAAUGUAUCGCUUUUAAUGUGACAGUGACAAAUUAGUUGUCUUUAAAAAAGUUAAAGAUCUUAGAUGUUGAGGAGAGAGGGAAAAUGCCAUGGCAGUAAUAACAGUUUGUCUUUUGUGAUGCUGGUUUUACUUUUAAAUUAACACUUUAAUGCUUUCCUUUAUGGAGACAGUUCACAUGUAGAUGUGGUCUGGAUACCAAGUGAGAAAAUUUUCUGGUCAUUAAACUUCUCUGCAAAGUUUAGACAAGAUCUUGUUACUCCAGUGAUUAAAUAUAGGACUAGGAAGGUUGUCAUCUGUAUUAGGUUUGAGACAAGGACUCUGAUAGUUAUACUUACAAUGUGGUUAUGCUCGAUUUGUCAUUACAUGUAAACUGCAGGUGUUGGGUCUCUGUGAGUCUGAGAUAAUAUUACAUAUUUUCAAUGGAAACUGUCCAGUUGUGAAAUUUAAAAAUGCAUGCAUUUUCUCACCAAAAAGUGUAAAGAAGGUUUUGUUAGGAAACAGUGUCCAUUAAUUUAAGCAUGAUUUAUCCCAUAUUUGCAAUAUUUUACUGCACUGUUUAUUGCUUGAUGUUUAAAUGUUGAUUGGUAUGUUACACAGAAAAAAAACCCAAGAAGCCCAUCGGAAUGAAAUUGAAAUAGCUACAACAUUUGAACCUUAGUCAACAUUUUGUAGCAUACUCAUUACUGUGAGAAAAGCUCUCAAUAGAAAAUACCAUGAUGUCCACAUUAUACAUGAUCUUCCUGAGGCUUAGAAAAGAACCAAAUCUUGUAUUUGUAUGUUUAACACAUUUUUAAAAAUCCAAUCCUAUUUAUUCUACUUCAUUAAUGUACAUGUAUUAUGAUAAAAAAAUGUCUGUAUUUUAAACAUGUAUUCUGAUCGUGUAAGAAACUUAAUUUAGUGUUAUGUACAUUGAGGAAAAUGUCUGUGGUUGUCUACUUUUUAAAUGCAAAUUUUUUUACAAUAAUCAGCACUUUAAGAUAGGACCUGCAUUUUAUUUCUGGGUAAAAUAGUGCAGUUGAUAUGUAUAGUAUCUACUGUAUGUAUGCAUACUUUAAUAUUUUCCCCAGAAUGGCAUUAUAAGAUGAGCCAGUUCAAUACAUGUAUUUUUCUUGGAUAAUUCUUGAUUUCAUCCUAUGUAACAUCCGACAAAGUUAGGAAUUAUCCAAGAAACGUUAGUACAAUGUAGCAGGCCUCUACAUAGACAUUGAGCAUUCAGCUCAUUUUUUCUUCAGUUUUGAGAAAUGCAUGUCAUAAAAAUUUUCCUUUACUUUUUUCAGUAUCACAUUAGAGGUGUAUCAAGAAAUGCAGUCCCCAAAGUCUGCUGAUUUGUGAAAUAAUUUGCAUUCUUUUACGUAUUCCACAUAAUUUUUGUUUACAUAUAUGUUUUAUUUUGAACAUGUCAACCUGGAUGCAAAUGAAUGUACACCAUCUUAAUUACAUGGCACAGUUUAUUAUUACUGAAUGAGAAACAAUGUGCUAUAGCUUAAUUUCAUUUCAAUUCUAAACGUUUGCUUGUUGUCCAGUCAGUUUAAUGAGGUUGAUUUUAAUGGUUUCUGUGUACGUGUUUAAAUAUCACAAUGCUUUAUGUAAACUUUCUAUUAUCUUCAUCAAAAGACAUGUGAAAUCAAACAUAUCAUGAAGGCUAGCACAAGCCUUUGAUCAUGUUGAUCAUGUUAGUCACUUUUUAAUAUACAUCUUACGAUGCAUUUUGUAAUUUACAUGUUUAUUUUUUAUUAAAAGGGUCAAUAUACAUUGUAAUCAAUCACAAGUGGUUGCAACAGAGGUUACAGAAUCAAUCGUAAAUCUUUCACAAGAGGGAUCAGUAGUACAUGUAAGAUGUCCAUCUUUAAGAGAAACAAUUUGUUUUGUGAAACGUAGUUGCAAAUACCCAAUAAUUUACUUUUCCAUUACAACUUCAAUAUAGCAAAGAGUACAUGUACUUUUCAGCCACAUUCCUGGUUAUUUUGAAUUGUUAGAAAUUGAUGAAUAAAAGAAGUUUU